GGCGGGCGGGGCGGGCCGCGGCAGGGCGCCGGCCAAGGGCAGGGAGCCGCUCCGCCCGCAGCGCCAGGAGUCCGAGGGCUCUGUGGACUGCCCCAACCUGGAAUUUGAGUAUGGAGAUGCUGACAGCUGCGCUGCUGAGCUAUCAGAACUCUACAGCUACACAGAAGAGCCAGAGUUUGCCAUCAACAGGAAAUGCUUUCAGGAGGAUUUUCAGACCCAAGACCCUCCUGGAGUCCUGGAACGCGGAGAGGGAAGAGCCGUGCCAUUCGGUCAGCUGAGAUUUGUCGCCACUCCAGCACGUGUCUCUCCUGCAGCGAAGGGGCGCCGGUGGUCGGAGCUGGAUGCAUCUCAGCAGAAGGCCUACGUGAUGCGGCUGCUGGACGGGCUGGAAGUGGUCAACAGAGACAAGAGGCUCAAAGUGGCCAGGGCAAUUCUGUAUCUGGCACAAGGGGUCUUUGGGGAGUGUGAGACCGAGGCGGAAGUCCUCCACUGGGCUCGCUACAACAACUUCCUGUUGUACCAGAUGGGAACGUUCACAGCCUUCCUGGAGCUGCUCAACAUGGAGAUGGCAAACAGCCAAGCAUGCAGCAGUGCCCUGAGGAAGCCAGCCAUCUCCCUGGCCGACAGCACUGCCCUCAGGCUGCUGCUGAGCGUCAUGUACCUGAUGGUGGAAACCAUCCGGGUGGAGAAGGAGACAGACCCGCCGGAGUGGAAAACCUCCCGAGAAACCUUCCGGACCGAACUUAGUUUCCCCGUACACAGCGAAGAGCCCUUCGCCCUCUUGCUGUUCACCAUGGUGACCAAGUUCUGUAGUGGGCACGCUCCGCACUUCCCCAUGAAGAAAGUCCUGCUGUUGCUGUGGAAGGUGUUGGUGUUCACUUUGGGCGGUUUCGAAGCCCUCCAGGCCAUGAAGGUGAAGAAGCGGGAAGAGGUGGGCCUCCCGCCCCUGCCAGAGGACAGCAUCCAAGUCAUGCGCAGCAUGCGGGCGGCUUCCCCUCCGGCCUACGCCAUUGAACUGAUAGAGCAGCAGCAGCAGCAGCAGCAGAAGAGAGGACACCGGAGCCGGAGGCCCCUGAUGAAGCAAGACAGCUUGGACAUCUACAAUGAGAGGGACCCCUUCAAGAACGACGAGGCGGCAGCAGAUGAGGACGAGAUUGAUGACAUUGACAACGGGAUUGAAGGGGAAGUGGAUAUGAUGGAGCGGGACACUGUCGUGCAGCCUGUCUUGGUGUCACGCCCGCCAGUCGAGAGGGUCUCCUUCCCGAAGGGGCUUCCCUGGGCCCCCAAAGUCAGACAAAAAGAUAUAGAACAUUUCCUGGAGGCCAGCAGGAACAAAUUCAUUGGCUUCACGCUUGGGCAGGACACGGAUACCUUGGUGGGGCUACCGCGCCCCAUCCACGAAAGUGUGAAGACUCUGAAACAGCACAAGUACGUCUCCAUCGCCGAUGUGCAGAUCAAGAACGAAGAGGAGAUGGAGAAGUGCCCCCUGUCUUUGGGGGAAGAGGAUGUUCAGGAGACCCCCUGCGAACUACUGUAUCGGGUGAUGUUGUACAACUUACCACAAUACAUGAUAGCUCUCCUGAAGAUCCUGCUAGCUGCUGCUCCCACCUCCAAAGCCAAGACGGACUCCAUCAACAUCCUGGCGGACGUCUUGCCCGAGGAGAUGCCCAUCACCGUCCUCCAGAGCAUGAAACUGGGCAUUGACGUGAACAGGCACAAGGAGAUCAUCGUGAAAAGCAUCUCGGCUUUGCUGCUGCUCCUCCUGAAACAUUUCAAACUGAACCACAUUUAUCAGUUUGAAUAUGUCUCUCAGCAUUUAGUUUUUGCCAACUGCAUCCCGCUGAUCUUGAAGUUUUUCAACCAGAAUAUCAUGUCCUACAUCACUGCCAAAAACAGUAUCUCAGUUCUGGAUUAUCCCUCCUGCACUGUCCACGAGUUACCAGAGCUCAAUGCUGAAAGCUUGGAAACGGGAGACAACAACCAGUUCUGCUGGCGGAACCUCUUCUCCUGCAUCAACCUGCUGAGGAUCCUCAACAAACUGACCAAGUGGAAACAUUCCCGGACAAUGAUGCUGGUGGUUUUCAAGUCUGCCCCUAUCCUGAAACGAGCUUUAAAAGUGAAGCAAGCCAUGAUGCAGCUUUACGUCCUGAAGCUGCUGAAGAUCCAGACCAAGUACCUGGGGCGCCAGUGGCGCAAGAGCAACAUGAAGACCAUGUCUGCCAUCUACCAGAAAGUGCGCCACCGCAUGAAUGACGACUGGGCUUAUGGCAAUGAUAUUGAUGCUCGGCCAUGGGACUUCCAAGCGGAAGAAUGCACUUUACGAGCCAACAUUGAAGCAUUUAAUAGUCGUCGAUAUGAUAAACCCCAAGACUCUGAAUUUGCGCCAGUGGACAACUGCUUGCAGAGCGUAUUGGGGCAGCACCUGGAACUUCCCGAGGAUUUCCAUUACUCCUACGAAGUCUGGUUGGAGAGAGAAGUGUUCUCACAGCCCAUCCACUGGGAAGAAUUGCUUCACUAUCAGUAACAGGACUGGGAAGCUGAAACGGAACCAAAUAAUCAUCUCGCUUUGGAUAACCCGCACUGUGUCCAAGGAGAAAGGGGAGAUUCUUCUAUGCUCGGGGGCUCUUAUGCCUGGCAGGAAAUGUUACACUGAGUUGCCUUGUUAGGCCCCCCUCAAUAAAAUGCCCUCAAGUUUGUUAGUAUCUUCCCUUUCCCCCAACUCUAGUCUAGUGUAAAUGGGCUUGCAAGGUGCAAUUGAGGUCCUGAGUCUCAUCUAUUUGCAAAGAUAUGAUAUAAUAUUUUGGGUGUGCAGAUUUUCAGUCAGAUGGGCUUUUCUGGUGCUGGGAGAGCAGAAGAAGAACUUGGAGCUUUCCAAAGUGGGCAGAGACCCAGAUGUGUCCUCUUUGCCAUACAGCUGUUCUUUAUGUCCCUCCAACAGGUGGUUGCUGGUGCUCCCAACACAUUAUUAAGCAACUGAAGGCUGGAUAAACAGCUCCUGUGGGCCCAUGGGCUAUAACUUGUUCACCUCUUUUAUAUAUUUUUAAGGUCUGAUACUGGAUUUCUUCCUUUGCUUGCCUUGAUACGAAAGUUGUUAUCUACACCAUGUUUUCUACAAUCUGAGCAGUUCCUGUAACUGCGUACCUCCUGAACAAAUGUGUGCAUUUGAAAUGUAACAUGCAAUUUGUUUCACAGAAUCCUAAACACUACGAACUCCCUGGCUGGGGAUGAAAGAAAGCUUGGGCACUUGCACGUGGCAAUUCCAUGAGUAUUCAAACGUGAAAACUGCCCUUUAGGUAUAAUGUGAGCUCCAAUUAUAGCUUGGUGCAUGUUACCCCCAGAGUGAAAAGUUCUUUGUAUAAGUUUUCUAGAAUUAUCUCCAUUUAAGCAUGUUACAGGAUGUGUUUUGCCUGUUUACUUGUAAAGAUGGUUUUAUGCUUCAUGAAACCUGUCCCAAAUGCCGCCUAUAACACAGUGGGGCUGCCAUGCCAAAGACAGGGCAGAACCACGAUCUGUCCAAGGACCUGCGAAUACCUAAAGGUAGCCCAUAUCUCGCCUGAAAACUUCAGGGUUAAUGGAAAGCUCUUUGUGAUAUUUUUCAAAGAUAAAGACUCCCUGUUAUCCUAUAUAUAAAGAAACCUGCAAAUGUCUUGUAUAAAUGGGUAAUGCAUAUAUUUAGCUCCCAGCCAGAAAUGUGGACUUAAAAUUCAGAAAAUAUUCCAUGGAUCAUUGGUAUGUUUGGGAAUCAGAAAUGCGUGCUAUCCAUUCAAGAAAAGCAUCCGUACAUUUUAAGGGCACAAAGGUCACCUUGGGCUUUUAAUUUAUUGUAUGAGGAUUCAUCUGUCUGUCUAAGCUCCUCUUGUAGAGCAAGGGGCAGUUUUAUCUUUUAUUGGGGUGGUUCUUAAUUUGCAUACCAGAAAUUCAGUUUUUAUUGUUGCAGAAUGUAUAGUAUUUGGUAAACAGAACUGCACAUCAAUAGUUUAUUUGGAAAGCGCACAACUUCCAAAGGAUUGUGUACUAAUGUCUCUGUUACUAUGGAGUGAGAAUGAUCGUAUCCUAGUGUGAGUUGCUUUAAAGCAUUUUCUCAAGGAAAUGACUAUGUUAAGUCCACUUUUUAUAAGCAGAGGUUGCAGUUAAAAAUAAAAGUAUCUCUUUAAGUGCAUGUGUGUACAACGUUGCUCACUUCAGGGUGUCAAUACUUAAUAGAAGAUAACAAAAGAUGUGUUGCUUCUAAGAGCUAAAAGAGGUACAUUUUACUUUAUU
Messenger RNA from Eublepharis macularius, 4260 nucleotides. RefSeq names its product striatin interacting protein 2 (gene STRIP2). The coding region runs from base 368 to 2524 and encodes 718 amino acids. Gene Ontology annotation, cellular component: cytosol. The transcript has 21 exons. The record is from RefSeq and is a predicted model, not a curated record. Gene Ontology annotation, biological process: cytoskeleton organization. Lineage: Eukaryota; Metazoa; Chordata; Lepidosauria; Squamata; Eublepharidae.